AUGUGUGACCUGCUGCCACGAGAAAAGGUCAACCAGUGGCAGUACCAGGACAGUAACAUGCAGAAGUUGGUGCAUGACCUCACCAGUUGUCUGGAACAGCGUCUGGACACUAAGCUGCUUCUCUAUGACCUGUGUACUAUCAUCAAAACAGCCACGAAAGCAGAUGGAUUUGCCCUUUAUUUCAUGGGAGAAUGUAACAAUAGUGUGUGUUUGUUUAAACCAACGGUGGCUGAGGACGGUCCUCCCACCCUCAUCCCAGCUGGCCCGGUCACGUUUGGGACCACCAUCGCCACACACGUGGCCACAACACGCCAAACUCUGCUAGUAAAGGACAUCACAGGGGACCAGCGUUUCCCAGAAGGCACAGGUCAGGACUCAGACUCAGGGAUUCAUGUUCACUCUGUCCUGUGCCUCCCCAUCCUCACGGCUAUCGGUGACCUCAUAGCUAUCCUGGAGCUGCAUCGGCACUGGGGCAACGAGCCCUUCAAUACCAGCAACCAGGAGGUUGCGACGGCGAGUUUAGCAUGGGCAUCUGUAGCUAUUCACCAAGUACAGGUGUGCAGAGGCCUAGCCAAACAGACGGAGCUCAAUGACUUCCUGCUAGAAGUGUCAAAAACGUACUUUGACAACAUUGUGGCAAUAGAUUCUCUACUUGAACAUAUAAUGAUAUAUGCAAAAAACCUGGUGAAUGCGGACAGAUGUGCACUGUUCCAGGUGGACCACAAUAACAAUGAACUGUACUCAGACCUGUUUGACAUCGGGGAGGAGAACGAGGGCAAACCUGUCUUCAGGAAAACCAAAGAGAUUAGGUUUUCUAUAGAGAAAGGUAUAGCGGGCCAAGUGGCACGGACGGGGGAGGUCCUUAACAUCCCAGACGCCUAUGCAGACCCACGCUUUAAUAGAGAGGUGGACCUCUAUACGGGAUACACCACGCGGAACAUCCUAUGCAUGCCCAUCGUUUCCAGGGGGACCGUAAUAGGGGUCGUACAGAUGGUUAACAAGCUGAGUGGAAGUGCCUUCACCAAAACAGACGAGAACAACUUCAAGAUGUUCGCCGUCUUCUGUGCUCUAGCCUUACACUGUGCCAACAUGUACCACCGGAUCAGGCACUCUGAGUGUAUCUACAGGGUAACCAUGGAGAAGUUGUCCUACCACAGUAUCUGUACUUCAGAGGAGUGGAAGACCCUCACACAGCUGGACCUUCCUACACCCCUAUACAAAGAGAUAGAACUGUUUCAUUUUGACAUUAGUCAGUUUGAGGAGCUGUGGCCGGCUGUCUUUGUAUACAUGGUCCACAACUCAUGUGGAGAGACCAGUUUUGAGUUGGAGAAGUUGUGCAGGUUCACAAUGUCUGUGAGGAAGAAUUAUCGGCGUGUUCCCUACCACAACUGGAAACAUGCGGUGAACGUGGCUCACUGUAUGUACGCCAUACUGCAGAAGACCACCGGCAUCUUCACUGAAAUAGAGAAGAAGGGUCUGCUGAUAGCCUGUCUAUGUCAUGAUCUGGACCAUCGAGGAUACAGUAACACCUACCUGCAGAAGUUUGACCAUCCUCUAGCUGCCUUGUACAGCACAUCUACAAUGGAGCAGCACCACUUCUCCCAGACUGUAUCCAUCCUCCAGCUGGAAGGGCACAAUAUUUUCUCCAACCUGACUUCCAUUGAGUACGAGCAAGUUCUAGAGGUCAUCCACAAGGCCAUCAUCGCUACAGACCUGGCGCUCUACUUCGGCAACCGCAAACAGCUAGCUGAACUACUGAGCACUGGAGCUCUGGACCUGGACAACCACCAACACAGGGACCGUGUGAUUGGUCUGAUGAUGACAGCAUGUGACCUGUGUUCCGUUACCAAGCUGUGGCCAAUCACGCGACUCACAGCCAAUGAUAUCUACGCUGAGUUCUGGGCUGAGGGGGAUGAGAUGAAGAAGAUAGGUAUACAGCCCAUCCCUAUGAUGGACAGAGAUAAGAAGGAAGAGGUUCCUCAGGGGCAGGUGGGGUUCUACAAUGCUGUUGCACUCCCAUGUUAUACCACCUUAUCUGAGCUCUUCCCCCCUUCUGGCCCUCUGCUACAAGCCUGCAAGGAGAACCUUGGCCAGUGGGAGAAGAUAGUGAAUGGAGAGGAGGAGGACAGUGGAGUGAGAGGAGUGUGGGCUCCGUCAGAGCCUGUUGACCCCAGGGCAGAGCCUGUUGACCCCAGGGCAGAGCCUGUUGACCCCAGGAUAGAGCCUGUUGACCCCAGGGCAGAGCCUGUUGACCCCAGGGCAGAGCCUGUUGACCCCAGGGCAGAGCCUGUUGACCCCAGGGUAGAGCCUGUUGACCCCAGGGCAGAGCCUGUUGACCCCAGGGCAGAGCCUGUUGACCCCAGGGCAGAGCCUGUUGACCCCAGGGUAGAGCCUGUUGACCCCAGGGUAGAGCCUGUUGACCCCAGGGUAGAGCCCAGCAUGGAGGAACCAUCUAACCCUGACUCAGGCCCUGUGAAGGUGGACAACUGACUAGUAGUGAAGCCACUGCUCGCCCUCACUACCACGCAAGUCAAUACGCCAUCACUACCACACGCCCUCACUACCACAUGCCCUCACUACCACACGCCCUCACUACCACACGCCCUCACUACCACAUGCCCUCACUACCACAUGCCCUCACUACCACGCAAGUCAAUACGCCAUCACUACCACACGCCCUCACUACCACAUGCCCUCACUACCACACGCCCCCACUACCACACGCCCUCACUACCACACGCCCUCACUACCACGCAAGUCAAUACACCCUCACUACCACAUGCCCUCACGACCACACGCCCUCACUACCACACGCCCUCACAAUGUCCCCUGCCAGCAGGUGUGUGUACUUCCUGUCUGGACUUCCUGUGUCAGCGACUCAAUUCCUUCUGCAACAGGAAGGGGCGGGAAACAUGCGUAGGGACGAGGGUAGAUGAUUGGUGGAUUUACUGACAAGGGGAUUAUUUUCAGAAACACACAGUUACCUCAUUGGGUGAGGGAGGAGAGGAGGUAACACAGACGGUGACACCACUCCCGUAGACACGGACAGAGGACCGCAGGGGUGUGUUCAUUAGGCACCAAACGCAAACAAACGGGCCGAAACAGGGAGAGACUACCUGAGCCGGUCCAAUAAGAAACAGUUGUUUUACGAUUUCCGUUGCAAAAUGUUUGUCACUGAUGAAUACAGCCGAGUGGGGAUUCGGCACCAAUCACCUGAUCCACCAACCAUCUGAUCCACCAGUCACCUGAUCCACCAACCACCUGAUCCACCAGUCACCUGAUCCAC
This is a messenger RNA of Oncorhynchus tshawytscha (Chinook salmon), 3286 nucleotides long. Its product is annotated as cAMP and cAMP-inhibited cGMP 3',5'-cyclic phosphodiesterase 10A-like. The coding region runs from base 1 to 2490 and encodes 829 amino acids. Lineage: Eukaryota; Metazoa; Chordata; Actinopteri; Salmoniformes; Salmonidae. Gene Ontology annotation, biological process: signal transduction; negative regulation of receptor guanylyl cyclase signaling pathway. The record is from RefSeq and is a predicted model, not a curated record. Gene Ontology annotation, molecular function: protein binding; 3',5'-cGMP-stimulated cyclic-nucleotide phosphodiesterase activity. The transcript is spliced from 20 exons.